AUGGCUCCUGUAUCACCAAAUUCCUCUGCCUCUAUCAUCUCUCCACGACUCUCCCCCAAUCGGAAUCUCAACCCCUUCGCACCUCUAUCACCCGACCAAGGACAAGAUGCGAUAUCCACUUCAAACGAGGAUGAAGAUGAAGACGAAGGUAUAGUCGCAUUAGGAUUUCAGCGUCCCACACGGCCUUUGAUCCAUUACAAUCGUCCGACUCUACUGCGCAUCGCUCUCACUUGUCGGGCAAAGGGUUGGCAACGUCCCCUCACUCUCAAACCUCUGGAGAGCUGGUAUGGAACUGUACCUAACACUAACACCGGUCGCUCUUCAGCUUUAGAAGAUCCUGCUAUAGCAUCUGUGGGGUUCUCAGCAGGUCCCAGUCAUCGGAAACCCGCCGGAGGGUUUGGUGAGGGGUUCGGUUUCGGUGGUGGGAUAGGCGGUGCUCGACAAUUUGGACGGGGUGGGAGAAAUGUUGGACUUCGAAGAGAAGCAGGUCUUGAUACCAAUGGUCUUCCUCUGCCUCCCAAUAGGAAAGAAGGUUUUAGUAGUCAGACGAGUAGAAAUAUGUCACAACAACAUAAUGAAAGACUGACAAGAGGAGAUGAACACAAAAUCACCAAGAGAGAAGACAUUGAUUGGCGUAAAGGUAUAACUCGAUACGAACCUAUACAGAUACGUGAUGAAGAACGAGAACCCGCAUGGAUGGACGAUGGACCUUCUUCACCCAAUGACGACUUGACUUUUGGCGGUACGAAUUCAGACCAAUUCUUACAAUUCGUUCCUGGUGACGAUCCUAUCGCGGCGCAUAAAAGAGCAAUGAAAGCGAGAUUGGGUGGAAAUAUAGUAGAGCAACCUUCAUUCUUUAACGAUACGACCCAGAUCAAUGCCGCUCCUUCAAAACCCAAAUCAUUUGUCGCUUCGAAUUACCUUCGAGUGGAUAAAAAUACGGCAGAGGAUGAUGCUCAACCUUUGGAAGGUAACACUAGUCAUCAAAGUCGAUUUCAACGUCUUUUCGCAGCUGGUGGCAAUCCUUCAAAUACGGCAAAUAUUGUUCCUCAGAUGCCUCCAAGCAAUAUGAAUCAUCCGAAUUAUCCUAUCAUGAACUCUAUCAGUCCAGUCAAUCCGGUCAACCCGAACAUUCCUAAUCAUCCCAAUAUGAACUCCAUCAGUCCAGUCAACCCAAUCAACCCUCCUAACCAACCACCUCGUCAUAUCGAACCCCAUACUCAAACACAACGUCCAGACGAUCAUGUUUCUCGACUCAUGGGUCUUCUCAAACCCUCACAACCACCACCACCACCACCACCUCCUCCUCCUGGUCUUUCCGAAUCUCCUUAUCCACCCCCACAUCAACCAGAAUAUCCUACUUACCCACAACAUCAACAACAACAACAACCAAAUUAUCCAUCAAUGCCACGUCCAGAGAUAUCCGACCAUAUCCGAUCUCAAGCGUUAUUACAUCAAUUAUACUCUAAUCGACCUGAUAUACCUCCAACACCAGAUCAAUUACAUCUUUUAUCACGGUCAGGUGUUGGUCGUCCGAUGGGUAUGCACAUGUCUAUGCCUCCUAUGCCUCCUCCACAAAUGUAUAACGCUCAUGCUCUUAGAGAAGAGCAAUAUCCUCCUCACAUGUUCCCUCCUGGUUAUCCUCAAGUACCACAAGGACCACCACAACAACUUCCACCAAACAUGCCAGGUCCCAUGGGUCCGUUCGGUUAUCCUUCACCUUCGACAAUGGGACCACGUCCUCCACCUGGUUAUAACCCUAAUCAAUCACAAUUGGGAGCGGCGCAACAGGAAAUGUUAGCCACUUUAUUUUCAGGAUUACGACCUAAUUGA
Messenger RNA from Tremella mesenterica DSM 1558, 1833 nucleotides. RefSeq lists its product as uncharacterized. The record is from RefSeq and is a predicted model, not a curated record. The coding region runs from base 1 to 1833 and encodes 610 amino acids. The transcript has 7 exons. Lineage: Eukaryota; Fungi; Basidiomycota; Tremellomycetes; Tremellales; Tremellaceae.